GCCAUGUUGGAUGGAGCUGGCUCUGGGCUCUGUGGCGGCCGGACUUCCCAGGAAACUUUUUACUGUUUUCCGUCUUCGCCCUGUCGCUGCGUUUUUGACCUUAUUUUAAAGAGGAGCGGGACGUCACAUUGCCUCCUUAAACUGCAUACAUUUGUUGGCACCCUAGUCUCGUGGACCCCCGGGAUAAAGCGAACCGGUGUGAGGGGGGUCGAAGGAAGGCCACGGAUGACCGAGGGAUUGUUUAUGUAUCUUUUUGGAUUUCACAUAACGAGUUACAGUCGGUGCAUACUUUAUAAAUUGACCCCUAAUAAUGAGUGGACAUCAGCCGCAACGGCGGCAAACAAAUGUCGGCUCCAUACUACUGACACCGCAGGAAAAUGAAUGCCUUUUCAACCACCUUGGCAGGAAAUGCAUCUCAUUGUCUUCAGCAGUGGUCCAGGUGUUCACAGCAGAUAGGAACUCCAGCUGGAGCAAGAGAUGCUGCGGGGUGGCCUGUCUGGUCAAAGACAAUCCUCAGCGAUCCUACUUCAUCAGGGUCGUUGACAUCAGGGACGGUAAGAUGAUGUUUGAGCAGGAGCUGUACAACAACUUCAACAUCUACCUCCCCAAACCUUACUUCAUGACAUUUGCUGGAGAUACAUGCCAAGUGGGUCUGAACUUUGCCAGUGAGGAGGAGACCAAGCGUUUCCGUUCCCAAGUGACAGAGCUAGUUGGGAGAAGACAGAGGAAAACUGAGAAGAGACGCGACCCUCCAAAUGGCCCAACGUUGCCCAUGGCUACCGUCGACAUCAAGAACCCUGAGAUCAGCAAUGUUCAUCGUUACCAUAACAACUCUCAGAUGAACAACAUUGUGCACUCAUCCUUCCCUAAGAGAGAGAAAAAGGGCAAGGCCAAGAAGAAGAGGUUGACCAAGGCGGACAUCGGCACACCGAGCAACUUCCAGCACAUUGGGCAUGUAGGAUGGGAUCCAAACACAGGCUUUGAUUUGAAUAACUUGGACCCAGAGCUGAAGAAUCUGUUUGAUAUGUGCGGCAUCUCCGAGGCUCAGCUGAAGGACAAGGAGACCUCAAAGGUCAUCUACGACUUCAUCGAGAAGAAAGGAGGCGUGGAAGCUGUCAAGAAUGAGCUACGGAGACAAGAUCCGCCGCGGUGGAGCGCUCCUCCGCCUCCUCCAUCCAGAGGCGGCCCUCCUCCCCCACCUCCACACCACAGCUCGGCCCCUCCUCCCCCUCCUCCUGCCAGGGGGCGAGGUGCCCCACCACCUCCUCCCCCCUCCAGAGCUCCCGUCUCUGCGCCCCCUCCUCCCCCUCCAUCCCGACCGGGCAUGUCGGCUCCACCGCCUCCCCCGCCCAGCAGAGGCUCACUCCCGCCUCCCCCUCCACCGGCCCAUGCCUCAAUUCCGGUGGCGCCUCCCCCACCACCUCCACCUCCCUCAUCUUCAUCCGGAGGACCGCCUCCUCCCCCUCCACCUCCACCACCUCCUGGCCCUCCACCCCCUGCUCCUCCGAUGCCCACGGAGGCUAAUGGAGGGGACGGCAGCAUGGCCGCACCCGGUAAGUCGGCCCUGCUGAGUCAGAUCAGAGAAGGCACCCAGCUGAAGAAGGUGGAGCAGAAAGAGAGGCCGGUGUCCAGCACCGGCAGAGACGCACUUCUGGACCAAAUCCGACAAGGGAUCCAGCUCAAAACGAGGGAUGACAGCACAGAUUCAACCCCCUCCACCCCAGCCCCCUCGGCAGGCAUAGUCGGGGCCUUGAUGGAGGUGAUGCAGAAACGGAGCAAGGCUAUUCACUCUUCAGAUGAGGAUGACGACGAUGAGGAUGAGGAGGACUUUGAGGAUGAUGAUGAAUGGGAGGACUAGUGAUAUUUCAUUUCUCUCCCCCCCCCCCAACCCAUGGAUGAUUAUGACACUAAAAUAGUUCUUGUCUUUCUAAAAAGAAAUCUUUAAUUUCAAAAUUCUAAAUGUAAAUGUUCUAUCAACUCGCUGUAUAUUUUUGUUGCCUUUAUGCUUUUUUUUAUUAAUCUGUGCAAUACCUCAUUUAAUCUGUAAAUGUUUGUCAUUCUCAUAUCUUAGGUUGUUGUUUCUUUAUCUCCAUCACGUCUGUCUCCGUUCUGUCGGCUCCGUCUGUCUCUCGAUAGCAAAUAUGUCACACGUCUCAUUUUAACUAUGUUCUCCGUUUUCCACCUCUCCGCAUCUCUUUUUUCUCCUCCCACGUCCCCAACUCUUUGAUGUUCAUCACCUCCAUCUGUCACUCAGCCAUCCCUCAUAUCCGCUGCCUCCCAUCACACAUGUUCCCUCCCUGUCACUCUCCCAUGUUCCCCAGAUUAACACGUGCAAUCUUACAUCAAGUCGUCUCUUAGAGCUGAAUGUGUUUUCUUUUUUCUUUUGGUCAGUGAUUGAAGGGCCGGCUUAGUCGCCACAUAUCCUUCAUCAAUCGUGUCUUCAUUGUUCGUCACAAGGAAAAAAAAUUGAACUAUUUUCAUACCCUAUUGCUCUCUAGUUUAUUUUUACUUAUUCAAAUGAUCCUAGUUUAGCACUCAUAUUUUCUUAAAACAAAGAAGAAAAAAAGGAAAACGCUCUUUUUGGAAUAUUUAGCUUCAUUUGCUGUUGACUGUAAAUUUGCUCCAGAGUUUGAGUCUUGUUAUAUUUUUGCACAGAUUGAAAGAGGAGACUCGCUGCAUGAAUACAGGACAUUUUCAGGUCUGUAUCAUUACGGAACAUACAUAUGCUUUAAGUAACGAGGCACUUGGACAUUAAGCAUUGUAAGCGUUACCCGUUAACCCACCACACUACAUACAGUACACGCAUGGAGGUAGCCCACAGUGUUAUCGCAGGCUAUCUGUUGUGAAUUUCCUUUUCUUUGUUUUUGUUUAUUUGCCUCUGUCACACUACAGAUUCAGUUGAAAUCAUGCUCUAUUUUUCUUUUAUCUUUUUCUCUUUUUUUUUUUUACAAUAGCAAGCAGAGUAUUAAUAAAUGCCUGUUUCUUGGAAUUAGGUCACUCAUCAUGUAAAGCUUGAGGAAUAAAGACAUUUUAGUUUUACACACCUGAUGCUUAUAAUGGGUCCAUAUGCUAAGUUACUGUACAGACACAGCGGGUCUAAAGCAGUAUUUUUUCCUGUUCUAGACACUAAGUGCUGACACAGUAUAGGGAGAAACACUAGAGUCAUGGCAUUAUUCAAACAAGUAUCAGUAGUUUCUUGACUAACUAGUAAAUCAUGAGGUGUAAUAUAGGAAAUGCUUAUUAAGAAGAACUCAGACAAUGGGCAGUUAUUCCCUACAAAGACCAAAUAGUCAGAUGCCAACGUGUAUUUUAUCCAAACUAAAUAUUUCCCAGUAAUUCUUGCUAUGUCUUAAUUUAAAGGGGGAUUGGCCACAAAGGACAAAUGCAGUAGUUAACAGACAGAGACAAAUACACAUACGAUAUUUGUCAAAUUAAAAAGAAAGUCACAGUUUCUCGUUGCGCCAUUAAUUUUGUGCGAAACCAGUGAGCUCAGUGAACUACAUCUCCCAUCUUGCACAUUUACAUCACCAACACUAACAAUGUUAGCUACAUUUAUUGCUUGCUAGCUAGCUGGGUACCUUAGCUAUCCAGCAACUUUUUAUCAGCUGGGAGAUGAGAGAAUAAGCAACUGUUGCUCAUGUGAGUAGCCUACAUCCUGGACAUUACUUACGCAACGUUUAUUGACUUGCAAAAUCAUCUUUAAAUUGACAGAUAUCAUAUGUGUAAUUCAUAGCACCAUUCAAGUAGGUUCAAAAACUUAAUUGUCUCUUACAGUUGACUAUUGUAUGUAAUGUAACAUUAGCCAGCACAUGCUAACUGGUCAUACCAGACCAGUUCAUGUUUGCUAACAUUAGCCAGCAUAUGCUAAGUGGUCAUUCCAAACAAGUUAGUGUUUGCUAGCGUUGGUCAGCAAAUGCUUACUGAUCAUACUAGACCAGUUAAUGUUUGCUAAAGUUAGCCAACAUAAGCUAACUGGUCAUACUAGACUAGUAAGUGUAUAACAUUAGCCAGCAUAUGCUAAGUGGUCAUACUGAGUUAGCGUUUGCUACUUUGGCCAGCAGUUAGUGUUUAAAAUUAGCCAGCAUAUGCUAACUUGUCAUACCAAACCAGUUAAUGUUUGCUAACAUUAGCCAGCAUAUGCUAAGUGGUCAUAACGGACCAGUUAAUCUUUGCUUACAUUAGCCAGCUUAUGCUAAAUGGUCAUAUUGGACCAGUUAAUGUUUGCUAAUGUUAGACAACAUAAGCUAACUGGUCAUACAAGACCAGUUAGUGUUAGCUAACAUCAGCCAGCAUAUGCUAACUGGUCAUACCAGACCAGUUAAAGUAUUUCUGAGUCAGUGUUUGCUAACAUUAGCCAACAUAUGCUAACUGGUCAUAUCAGACCAAAAGAGGCUGUAGCAGCAAAACUGGGUGUGUUGGUUUGCGCUAGGGUGCAUUUUAUGGCUAAUUAAUUCAACUUUUAACUUGUAUGAGGAAAAUGUGUUAAUUCCUCUUUCAAAAGUUUUACUCAUACUUAAAAUAUUCACAUUGAAGGGGCUGCUGACUGCUAACCGUUUUGUCCUUUAAGCGUCAAACAGAAAGCUUGACCUCCCAGGGUUCCUCUACGGCUGCCAUCUUAGCAUUUUGGACAUGCUAAUAUGUAGCAGAGCUAAUACAGAAAUGUCUUAACCACAGUGUAACAAAUUUCCAGAAAAAAUAACAGGGCAUGAUAAAAAAGUGUUUUUUGUUUUGUUUUUUGUUUUGACUGUUUGCAAAAGAGGAAUGUUGGUGUCCUCUUUAAAUUCUGUCUUUGAGAGUCAAAUUGCCACUUGUCUGAUGUAAGAACUGACCUCUUUUGUCAAAUAUCAAGAUACUUUUGGGGGGCAAACCUAGCCAUGUUUUCGCUGAUGUUAGCUUCUGUAGGUGACUCGGGUUAAUAUGAUGUUAUGGACGCCAAGCCUUAUCAAUGAGGCUUGACAAAUAAUGAACUCUUACAUUGUACACUCCAAUAAAAGGUUGACAUUUACAUA
Messenger RNA from Epinephelus fuscoguttatus (brown-marbled grouper), 5009 nucleotides. RefSeq names its product WASP like actin nucleation promoting factor b (gene waslb). Gene Ontology annotation, biological process: actin filament organization. NCBI's taxonomy places the organism in Eukaryota, Metazoa, Chordata, Actinopteri, Perciformes, Serranidae. Gene Ontology annotation, cellular component: nucleus; cytoplasm; endoplasmic reticulum membrane. The record is from RefSeq and is a predicted model, not a curated record. Gene Ontology annotation, molecular function: microtubule binding; actin binding. The transcript is spliced from 12 exons. Bases 311 to 1858 code for a protein of 515 amino acids.